Clunio marinus is the source of this 800-nucleotide messenger RNA. The record is from the annotation of a GenBank genome assembly. Lineage: Eukaryota; Metazoa; Arthropoda; Insecta; Diptera; Chironomidae.
ACCGAUUGCAAAACUUAACCGGUUGAAAAAUGGCAAAUCAUGGAGUAAACAUAGGACCAUUUUGGAAAGAUGGCCCAAGUGCUGGAAGUUUCUACAAUUUCCCAGGAAACUCUACGAAUCAAUCUGCAAAUGAUUACGGAAAACAAGCUUCAACAGGUCCAAUAACAACUGGAACAUCCAUUGUUGCUGUAAAAUAUGACAGAGGUGUGAUUAUAGCUGGUGACAUGCUUGUAUCUUACGGAAGUCUCGCUCGUUAUCAUAAUGUCGAUCGAGUUUUUCAAAUCAACGAAAAUAUUAUUCUUGGCAUCACUGGUGACUACGCUGACUUUCAGUUUAUAAAGCAAGUCAUCGAUGAGACAAUCCUUGCUGAUUUCUCAAUGGAUGAUAAAAUUGCAAUGAAACCAAAAGAUCUCUACACUUGGCUUACAAGAGUCUUAUACAAUCGUCGUAGUCGCUUCAAUCCUUUGUGGCUUGACAUGGUUGUUGGUGGAAUGCAAUAUGAUGAACCAUUCCUUGGUCACAUUAACUUCCGUGGACGAGCAUACACAAGUGAUGUCAUUUCAACAGGUUUUGGUACUCAUUUGGCACUUCCCAUUUUACGUGAACGCUCAGAAAAGGGAACAAUGAGUGAAGCAGAUGCUCAAGAAGUGGUCAAGAAAUCAAUGGAAGUUCUUUUCUAUCGUGAUUGUCGUGGUUAUCCGAGAUACUCUCAAGCUAACAUCAACGAUCAGGGAUGUACCGUAACUAAACAUGAUGUCCAACAAAACUGGGAUGUUGCUUAUCUCAUCAAGGGCUAUUAG